AUGACCCGGAGCUCGUUUGGCCCGUGGGCCAUUAACCGGUCUUCUCACUUGCGGCCGCGGCCCGUGCCGCCGUGCGCCUCAUCCGCGCCCCCUCCUCCUCCUCGUCGUCAGUCAGCGACGGACCGAGCCUGCCCAACGAUAACAGUCAUGGCGGCGGCGCUAUCUGCGCUGCUCCUGCGUCCCGCGGCCGUCCGCAUCGUGGCGCCGCGCGCCCACCCUGCCGCGGCCGCGUCCCGCCUCCUAUGCGCCGCGACGGCGGGGGAGGCGUCGAGCUCGCCCGCGGCGCCGCGGAGGCUGGUGCUCUACACCAAGCCCGGGUGCUGCCUCUGCGACGGCCUCAAGGAGAAGCUCCACGCCGCCGUGCUGCUCUCCGGCACCCCCUACUCCCUCGCCUCCCUCGAGCUCCAGGAGAGGGACAUCACGACGAACCUGGAGUGGGAGCGGCUGUACCAGUACGAGAUCCCGGUGCUGGCCAAGGUGCUCCCCGACGGCACCGAGGAAAUACUUCCGAGGCUGUCUCCCCGGCUAACUGUGGAGCUCAUACAAAAGAAAGUAUCCAGUUUGUUUGAUCAGUAA
Molecule: messenger RNA, 576 nt
Organism: Triticum turgidum subsp. durum (durum wheat)
Lineage: Eukaryota; Viridiplantae; Streptophyta; Magnoliopsida; Poales; Poaceae
Source: the annotation of a GenBank genome assembly